Molecule: messenger RNA, 1533 nt
Organism: Fonsecaea multimorphosa CBS 102226
Lineage: Eukaryota; Fungi; Ascomycota; Eurotiomycetes; Chaetothyriales; Herpotrichiellaceae
Exons: 6
Coding region: 1-1533 (510 amino acids)
Molecular function (GO): oxidoreductase activity, acting on paired donors, with incorporation or reduction of molecular oxygen; monooxygenase activity; iron ion binding
Source: RefSeq, a predicted model, not a curated record
AUGGCGGUCGUUCCAAUGUACCUUGGCUGGGCCGUUGGCCUGCUGUUUUCAUUCAUCGUCGUCCGCGCCGUCUAUCGAGUCACAUUGCACCCGCUUGCAAAGUUCCCCGGUCCAAAGCUGGCGGGAAUGACAUCGCUGUACCAGGCGUGGUAUGACCUGAGAUCGUCCACGUCGUACAUCAAGCAGUUUCACGCGUUGCAUGAGCGAUAUGGGCCAAUUGUCCGCAUCACCCCGAGUCAGCUGCAUAUCUUCGACAUGGCCGCAUACAAUGAGAUCUUCAAGAUCGGAACCCGCUAUGCCCGCCACAGAGACAACUACUGCCAGGACGCCGCCGACGGAUUCUUCAACGUGCUCGACCCCAAAGCCGCCAAACCAUGGCGAGACGCGUAUCAGCCCUACUUCGCCAAGGGGGCGAUCAUCCGCCUGGAGCCCCUGAUCCACGACCGAAUCGGCAAAUUCCUCUCGGUGCUCGAGGAGGCGGCGUCCUCGACCGGGGGCACGCCCGUGGACCUGAGCAUGGGCUACCGCAGUCUGACCAGCGACGUGGUGACCAGCUACAUGUUCGCCGACAAAGGGUUCGACCUGCUCGACGCCGAGGGCUUCCGGUCCCCGAUCCUGGUGGCCCUGGAGGAGUUUUUCGAGUUCACGCAGUGGUACAUGUACUUUCCCAAUUUCAUGGGAUGGCUGGGACGGCAGCUCCAAAGACUCACCAAGGAACAGACCGAGAAGCUGAUGCCGGCGUUGGCGGCGACCAAUUGGAUCACCGAGCAAUGCGGCAUCAAGGUCAAGAGAAUCAUGCAGGAAGGGGGAUCUGGAAGUUCGUUCCCGACCGUCUUCGACGCGUGGGCGAAGCCGAGUGAGAAACGAAGCUGGACGCCAACCCUCAAGCAGCUCACCGCCGACGCAUUCACCUUUCACGGCGCUGGCACCGACACGACCGCACAUACUCUCACAACGGCUACGUGGGGUCUGAUCAACAACAAGGAGUGCCUUGAGAAGCUGCGCGUUGAGUUGAAGGCAGCGAUCCCGACGCCCAACAGUGAGCAGCUGGUCAGCUCGAGUGUGUUGGAGAAUCUGCCUUAUCUUCGUGCGGUCGUCAAGGAGAGUUUGAGGAUGAGCAUGGGAGUUCCUGGAAGGCUGGGGCGAGUCGUGCCCGAAGGAGGCGCUGUCCUUUGCCAGCAACAGAUUCCCGCAGGAGUCGGAAUCACCAGCGUCUGUUACUGCUACCACUACGACCCGGCGUACUUCCCGUCGCCGGACGAAUUCCGCCCUGAACGCUGGCUGAUGGGCCCGGAGAGCCAGCAGCUGGAAUCCCGGCUCAUCGCCUUCUCGCGAGGGCCCAGGUCGUGCAUCGGCAUCAACCUCGCGUACGCCGAGUUGUAUCUGACCCUGGGGUACGUGUUUCGCAAGUUUGACGUAGAAGCGUACGCGACCACGCACGAGGACAUGGAGUGGAAGGAUAACUUUGUGGUCACGACGAAGGGACAUUUGAGGGUCAAGGUGACGAGGGCGGUUGAUGGUGAGGCCGACUAG